UGCCCAAGAGCUGCCAAUCAGUCCAUGGGGUGUCUCUGCUGUGCCCCCUCCCUCGGGAUAGAUUAAUACACAGCUAGGAGGAUAGAGAGGCACAGACACAGGAACAGAUUGCUCUCUGGGAAGCCAGGCAUCUGCUCCAUAGAGGAGCUUGGUAACUAUGGAUGGAGGAAAGCAGCAUCUUUGACGUCAGGAUUAAUGAUUGGUCUCUCAUCUGGGUUCCCUCUCCUUGUGUUAUUUGUGUACACAGAGGUUUGCUCUGCUGUUACUCUCUUGCAUAUAUUUUCAUUUUUUUGGAGAUCAUCCAGCUCCAAUUCCCAUUGCACCCCCCCUCCUCCUGUGUCUCUAUCUCAGGGAGGGGAGGAGGAUCUUCAGUGACAUCCUGCAGAAUGAUUGGGGCUGAUGAAUAUUUCAUGGAUGAAGAAUGGAGAUUGCUUUGGUGAGUUGGGAGAACGGUGGAGCCCCAGCUGUAGCUGGCAGCGCAACAGCAGAGGAUGGAACUACAACAACUACUACCACCAGCAGAGCAGGCAGCACAGCAAGCAGGAAGGAUCUGCUGCAGAUCCCCAGGGCACCAACUUGGCUGAAUGAUUAUAGUCAAGGGAAAGAAGAGGUCGGUGGGGAAAGCUGCCAGCAAAGACCCCAACAUCCUCACCAUUAUCCUCCUAAGCAGCAGCAGCCACCAGGGACUGGGCAAGCAGGAGGAGGAGGAGGAGGAGGUGGUGGUGGUGGUGGUGGUGGUGGAGGUGGAUGUGGAGGAGGAGGUGUGGGCGAUCGGUUGCAAAGCAACGACAUGAUCAUGAGCUAUCCUGGCAGUAACAUCAAGGAUUGUGAUCUAGACACGGUGAUCAGGUUGGAUGAAGAGGAGGAACCCCAUGCCCACCACCACCAACACCAGCACAACCUGCCCGAGGAGGAGGAGGACCACCACUUUGACUUGGGUAUCAUGGACCACGAAAAUCACCAAAGGGUCAUCAUCAACAUUGCAGGCUUGAGGUUUGAGACCCAACUCUCCACGCUGAACCAGUUCCCAGACACUUUGCUGGGGGACCCCGAGAAGAGGAUGAGGUUCUUUGACCCUUUAAGGAAUGAAUACUUCUUUGAUCGCAACAGACCCAGCUUUGAUGGUAUCCUCUACUUCUACCAAUCUGGUGGCAAGAUCAGGCGCCCUGUCAAUGUUUCCAUUGAUGUUUUUGCAGAUGAAAUCCGUUUCUAUGAGUUGGGGGAAGAAGCCAUGGAGAGGUUCAGAGAAGAUGAAGGAUUCCUUAAAGAUGAGGAGAAGCCUCUUCCAAGGAAUGAGUUCCAGCGCCAGGUAUGGCUUAUUUUUGAGUAUCCUGAGAGUUCUAGUUCUGCUAGAGGUAUUGCUAUAGUCAGUGUGCUAGUCAUCCUCAUCUCUAUCAUCACCUUCUGCCUGGAGACCCUGCCAGAGUUCAGGGAUGAGAAUGAACUGCCCCCAGCGCUGUCCAAGGUGCUGAACGACACCCAACAGCCUACUCCCCCCAGUGGCCUGACAGAUCCCUUCUUCAUCAUAGAGACUACCUGUGUCAUCUGGUUCACCUUUGAGCUACUUGUCAGGUUCUUUGCUUGCCCCAGUAAAUCUGAGUUCUCCAAGAACAUCAUGAACAUCAUUGACAUAGUGGCCAUCAUCCCUUACUUUAUCACCCUUGGGACAGAACUGGCUGAGCAACAGACUAACAAUGGACAACAGGCCAUGUCUUUGGCCAUCUUGAGGGUCAUCCGCUUGGUAAGGGUCUUCAGGAUAUUCAAGUUGUCCAGACACUCCAAAGGACUGCAGAUCUUGGGGCAGACUUUGAAGGCCAGUAUGAGAGAACUGGGAUUGCUUAUAUUCUUCCUCUUUAUUGGAGUUAUACUGUUUUCCAGUGCAGUUUAUUUUGCAGAAGCUGAUGACCCGGAGUCUCAUUUCUCUAGUAUUCCUGAUGCUUUUUGGUGGGCUGUGGUUACUAUGACCACUGUGGGCUAUGGAGACAUGAGGCCGGUCACUGUUGGGGGCAAAAUUGUGGGUUCCUUGUGUGCCAUUGCUGGGGUACUCACCAUUGCUUUACCUGUCCCUGUCAUUGUUUCUAACUUCAACUACUUCUACCAUAGAGAGACUGACCAUGAUGAACAGGUGAUACUAAAAGAUGAACCUAGUAGUGCUCAGGGUAGCUGUGCUGGAGAUGUUAAGAGGAGUCCUAGUAAAUCUUCCCUUAACAAGUCUGCAGGGCACUUGGAAAAUGUUGAGGGUAUCAACAAUGGAACUGGUACUGUAGAGAAGACUAACCUCAAAGCCAAGAGUAAUGUGGACCUUAGGAAGUCCUUGUAUGCUCUGUGUCUGGAUACAAACAGGGAAACAGACCUGUGAGCUCCUCCCCCUUCUAUUCUUCAUCAUCAUGAACAACAACAACUCAAAUGAACCUAUUAAAACCAAAAUGGAAGAAGGGAUCUCUUUUUUUUUUUAUAAGGAUACAGUUGUCGUCUCUAGCUAACCAGGACAGUAUUUGCUGUUGGGAGAUACUAUUUUGUUACACAUUUUUUUGCAGUAUUUCACGUCACUGUUCUCUUUUUAUAACUGACUUCAUUGUUAAAGCGAGUCCCUCCCCCCCCUAUUUAAAUUUUAAAAGAAAUAAAUUAAAAAAAUGUUUAUUUUUGAAAGUCUGUUGAAAUUGCAACAUUGUUGCAGGGAACCAGAAAAACAAAAACUUCUAUAUGUUUAUGAAGACUUUUUGAAUAGAGAAUAAUAAGAAACAAAUUGUAUAAAUAUUUAAUGAAAAUAACUACAUUUUUGGAAUCGCUCUUUCUCUCUCUCUCUAUAAAACAUAAUUUAUAUUUUGCGAAAAUUUUCAUCACCGAGGUAAGAGAUAAAACAAAACACACAAUGCUCAAAUUACCUACACCUGUCGUGAACAAAGUUAUGGUCGAUUUAGUACGUGUAGUGAAUUUGGUGCUCUUGAAUAUAGCAGGAAAUUUAUUAUUAUUAUUUUAUUUUUAUUUUUUGGGGAAAAAAUAUUGUAUCGUUCUAUAUAAAUAUAUAUAUUUGUGAGCCUUAAUUUAUUAAUUCAUGUAGAUUUAUUUCUUUACAAAACAAACAAAAAAAUAUACUAAAAAAUAUGUUUAAAAAAUGUAAGGUUACCUGAUCUCCGUUUUUUUCAAUACGUUUUUCAAUAAUAAUAAUUUAAAAAAAAAACAAAAUCAGAGGGAGUUUUUUUUUCCCAAAAAUAAAUGCAUGUAAGUUAAAUAAAAAAUAAAAUAAAAAAUGAAUUGAUUAUUAAAUAAAUAAAUAAAUAAAUUAAUUAAUUCAAUAAAUAAAAAAUAUUUAUAAUAAUAUUUUUUUAAGACUUCAGACACCCAAAAAAGGAGAAAAAAAAUAAAAAUAAAAAUCUAAGUGUAUAGCCUAUGACCAAAUACAGUAGCAAUGGUCUGCAUCAAGCUUCCUAUAGUCUGGGCUGGGAAAUUGAUGUUCCACAAAUGCUGAGCUCAGUCCAUGUAUCAAAUCCCUCUUGUUAUUUUUGUGUCAUACACAGAAGGGAAAGAGAACAGCAUUUUGCACUUGACAUCCAUUACCUUUAAUGUGAAGAAGCAUGGAAGAGAUAGUAAAGAGGGGGGGGGGAUAGGAUGGGGUCUGAGUAUUGCAAAAAAAAAACUCUUCUCAAAGUAACCCUUUGUGCACCUGGACACCAGAUCUCCUCUCUCUGUGAUUACAAAAUCUUCUUCCUUGGAUGAGAAGAACAUAAAAAAGGGAAACGUAUCAAUGGAAUGAAUUAUCCACAAUACUCCAAGAGAGCUGCUCUAUCCUUCCGGCCUGCGGAAAUAUUUGGGAAAAUCCAUGAUGGGAUGUUAUGGGCCCUGAACACAACUUGAGCAAAGACUGAAGAACCAGCACAGAAGCCUUGGGACAUGGGGCAACAGGUUUCGAUUGCUAUGUGGAAAUUCAGGUACAAUACCCUGGAAGAGAACAUGAGGCGAAAAGCAGCAGGGACAAGAAAAUAAAUAAAUAAAUCCAGUCUUCACUGAGUCAUUUUGAUCAAAGAUUUUUCAUUGUACACAAUAGGACACCUCAGGCGAUGACGUCAGAUUUGUUUGAUUCUCAUGGACGUACAUAAUUUAUGUUUAAUUUAUUGGAAUAUUCCACAGCAGUGAAAUUUUUUUUCUUUUUUUUUUUAAUGAUUGAUAUAUCAAAUGUACCUCGCAUAUUCAUUUAUUGAAAAUUGUAAUUUAUUAAAUCUUUUUAGGUGCCAUUUCUCUUCACAGCAAUUUUUCACAGUUUCCGUUCAUUCUCACAAUUUGAUCACCGUUCUCUCUCUCUCUCUCCAAUUAAAAACUAAAUA
Hyla sarda is the source of this 4322-nucleotide messenger RNA. RefSeq names its product potassium voltage-gated channel subfamily A member 2-like. Gene Ontology annotation, molecular function: protein binding; delayed rectifier potassium channel activity. Lineage: Eukaryota; Metazoa; Chordata; Amphibia; Anura; Hylidae. Bases 422 to 2359 code for a protein of 645 amino acids. The transcript has 3 exons. Gene Ontology annotation, cellular component: membrane; voltage-gated potassium channel complex. The record is from RefSeq and is a predicted model, not a curated record. Gene Ontology annotation, biological process: potassium ion transmembrane transport; protein homooligomerization.